Messenger RNA from Nematostella vectensis (starlet sea anemone), 2777 nucleotides. Its product is annotated as TOM1-like protein 2. Gene Ontology annotation, cellular component: endosome; membrane. Gene Ontology annotation, molecular function: clathrin binding; ubiquitin binding; phosphatidylinositol binding. Bases 42 to 1688 code for a protein of 548 amino acids. Gene Ontology annotation, biological process: signal transduction. Lineage: Eukaryota; Metazoa; Cnidaria; Anthozoa; Actiniaria; Edwardsiidae. The record is from RefSeq and is a predicted model, not a curated record. The transcript has 17 exons.
UAUAUUUAGCCCAUGACGUCACUGCGAAGUGCAGAUCCAAGAUGGCCUCCCUAUUUGGGGUAAAUCCGUUUUCCACCCCAGUUGGACAGAGAAUAGAGAGGGCUACCGAUGGUGGUUUGGCUUCCGAAGACUGGUCCUUAAACCUUGAGAUCUGUGAUAUUAUAAACGAGACCGAUGAAGGCCCCAAGGAUGCAGCAAAAGCGAUACGCAAACGCCUGACGAACAACAAGAAUUUUAAGAGUGUACUUUUGACACUUACUGUAUUAGAAUCAUGCAUCAAGAACUGUGGCCACCGCUUCCAUGUUCUAGUGGCAAAGAAAGAAUUUCUUGAUGAGAUGACAAAACUUCUCAGUCCAAAACUAAAUCCUCCACAGGUUGUACAAGAGAAAAUUCUGUCACUUAUCCAGGACUGGGCUGAUGCCUUCAGAAAUAGCCCUGACAUGAGCGCUAUUCUCCAGACUUACGAAGGCCUUCGCUCACAAGGCAUUGAAUUUCCACCAAAGGAUUUGGACACCCUGUCACCUAUAUUCACCCCACAUAGGACUCAGCCAGAGAGACCAGCAACUGCCCCAGGGAGUGUCUCUCAGUCUCCGCCUCAGCAGUCACCAGUCCAUGCUCCCGCCCCAGUGGCCUCUGCGCAGCAGCCUCCAAUCAGUAUGAUGGGACCUGUCAACCCUACCCCUGAGCAGAUGGCAAAACUCAAGUCGGAGCUUGACAUCGUCCAGGGUAACGUUCAAGUGAUGUCUGAGAUGCUGACUGAGAUGACUCCUGGCCAGGAAGAACCUGGUGACCUGGAUUUACUACAGGAAUUAAACCGCACCUGUCGCGCCAUGCAGCAAAGGAUCAUGGAACUACUGGAGCAAGUUGCUAAUGAAGAAGUGAUAGGGGAACUGCUUAGAAUUAAUGAUGACUUGAAUAAUGUGUUUAUACGAUAUGACCGAUAUGAGAGAUUCCGCCAGGCACAGUCCACGCCGUCUACGCCCACUGAGCCACCACGCCCAGCUGAGCCUCCAAGGCCGUCACCGGCUGCCACCGCCCACCCUGUGAUGCCUCCUAGGCCACAGGUUCCUCCUCCCCCUGCGACUGAAGUUGCUGAUGACUCGUUGAUAAACUUUGAAGAAGAACCUUCAGCUGUGGCAGUUGCUGGAAAUGACGGCCUGCCGGCACAGCUCCAUGCCCUGACUUUGAAUGGAGUCAAAAUACAAACUAAAAGCAAAGCACAAACCCUUGAAGAGUCAGUGGGGAAAGACGAUGACUUUGACAUGUUUGCUCAGUCAAGACAGAGCACAUUUGAAGAGAGCAGAAAAGGUGGGGCAUCCUACAGUGAUAAUGCCCAGCUCUAUGACCGUGCCAUUACAGACUCCUUGAGUCUGGAACAAGCAAAACCCAAGCUAGAAGAAGUUAAGACAUCACAACCAAGGAAUCCUGAUGCAUCAGAAGGCUCCACUACCCCCAAACCACUUGCCAUGGAGAGUGUAGAGGCGUGGCUCGGCGACGAGGACAAGGAGGAUGGGCAAGUCAGCGCAAGUCAGGGAACACUCAGCAGUCAAGAUUUUGAUGAUUUCCUUGCCCAGCGUGCAGCCUCAGGCGGUCAGAGGUCUGGUAGUGUGAAGGAACGCGGGGGGUCAGGUCGGCCCCCUCAACGACAGAUGCAAAUGGAGCAGACAGAUGAAUUCUUCGGACUCUAGAACACAGGCUACCCAACAAACCACCUUGAAUGCACCCCCAACAAGCACUGGUGGAAUAUUUAAAUGGGAACAAAACAAAAAACAAAAAAAAUUUGCACUUAAUAUUGAGUUGUUUUGCGGGACCAUUGGUAUGGUAAACCAAGACAUUGGCAAGCUUCCUGUUAAAGGUUAAGCUGAAAUCUGAUUGGUCAAUUAAAUCUGUAAUUAACCAAUCUAAAGUGACAUCAAGGUGAUGUCUUUGGCAUCAAGAUGGUCAAUUUAUUCAGGUGAAAAUAUUGAUGGACGAAUUGCAAUAAUGCUAAAGUGCUGUCUAUAUCUAGGUUAGGACGUAGAAAGAAAUAUGAAAAAACCAUUUUAUUUAAAAAUACUUAAUGUUGUACAUGAGUAAAGAGAAAAGUUGUAGUCAAAAUAUAGUGUAACCCCCAUAACUCAAGCUAGAGUAAUCCAUUCUUCUUGCUGUUUCAUACUGAUUUUGAAUUUUUUCGGUACUGAUUUUAAAUAAUCAAAAUCCCCAACCAACUCAAAGUGUCUUUUGUCUCUGGAUGGUUAGCAGGAUUCAACUCUAUUACUAUUGUAAGAUCUGAGAUUUGGGAAAGUUUUAAUUAACCAGGGACCAUGUCUCUUGAUAAAUCAAUUUGCUUCAGACCUGUGGUUGAAAGCAUCUCCUUUUUUUUCAUCUCAGGCUUUUCUGUACUUUUUUAUUAUUGAAUAAUGGUAUAUUAACUACAUCAAUAAUGCCCUUUACUCAGAUAAGAAGCUCUGUUUACAUCUUGCUUUGGGCCUACUAAUGCCUACAAGACCAAAGACUUGUUAACCGUACAAUAUUAUCUAAUUAUGUUACAAAGCUGUCAACUCCACCGUAUUAGGCAGGUGUCACAAGAUUUUGAACUUCAUCACAAGCCUCAUUUUUGUGAGACAUACUUUCUCCGUAAUCACCCACAUUAGCUCUUUUGAGUUUUUUCACAUAUUCACUGUAUUUCCCCUGAUCUCACAAGAUUUCGGCCCACGAUGGGUUGACAAAUCAGUGGCACUACCUGUGUACAAUAACCUUGGUAUUGUAAUGUCAAAUAAAAUCAUGAUACACCACCA